AUUUACUCGUGGUUGUGUUCUUGGCCGAAGAGCCCCAAGAAGUCAGUGGUUGAAAUGAGCUUCCAGGAUCUCCAGAGUGGCGCCAAGCCGUCUCCUUCCUCAUCGGUAGGCGUUCGUUCCCGUAGCCAGAGUCCCUCGCAGGCCGUCGCUGCGGGCAUUUUCCAGAUCAACACUGCAAUCGCUGCUUUUCAUCGACUCGUCGAUGCCAUCGGAACCGCCAAGGACACUUCCGAUCACCGUCAAAAGCUCCAUAACACGAGGCAGCGGAUACUGCACUUGGUUAAAGAUACUUCUGCUAAGCUCAAGGCCUUGACCGAUUCCGAUCGGGACACCUCCGUCAACCCGAGUAAAAAAGUAGAAGAUGCUAAACUUGCCAGAGAUUUUCAAACCACACUCCAAGAAUUUCAGAAAGCUCAACAGCUUGCCUCUGAGCGCGAGUCUACCUACUCCCCUUCUGCUCCCCCUCCGUCUUGUUCUUUAUCAGCAACCUCUGCUUCUGGUGAACAUUUUGCAAUCAACGACAACCGACCUUUUCUCUUUGAACAGAAGAGGCAGGACGUACUCUUAUUAGAUAAUGAAAUUUCCUUCAAUGAAGCAAUGAUUGAGGAAAGGGAACAGGGUAUUAGAGAAGUAGAAGAGCAAAUUGGGCAAGCAAAUGAAAUAUUUAAGGACCUUGCUGUUCUUGUUCAUGAGCAGGGAGUUGUUAUUGAUGAUAUUCAAUCUAACAUUGGUACUUCCUCUGCUUCUGCUACUCAAGCUCGAGUUCAGCUAGCAAAAGCUUCCAAAAGUGCAAAAUCCAAGUCUUCUUGGUGUUGGUGGAUGCUAGUAAUAUUUGUGAUAGCGCUGGUCAUCUUUCUACUCGUCCUCAUCAUUUAGAGCGCAAGUUCAUAUACGUGCUGUCUUGUGAGCUCUGCAGGAAUAUUCCUUUGUGCUGUACAUUUUUAUUAAGUUCGUCAAGGCACCAAAUUUUCCCUGGAUAUCUAUAUGUAUUUCCACUGUUUUUGUUUUUCUCACUCUUUCUUUUUGUUUUCUUUAGUAUUUUUUUCUCUCCUUUCGGCGGGAAUUUCUCUUUCUCUCUCUCUUUUUGGGUGUUGAGGGGAGCGGUUAGCAGUGAAGUUUUCCGUUGGUGCAACUCUCGUAUAUGUUUGUGGGUUCCAUUACUAUGGGAAAGAGUCGUUCUGUUUUCAUGUAAGAUGCGUGUAUUUGCUAGAAAAGUCCAUGUUACUUCGUCUUUUCAUGUGAGAUUUUUAUCCUGGAUACAAUCAGAACUGAAAUUGAAUGCCACGCAGUUUGAUUUGUGACUGGUUUCA
This is a messenger RNA of Carya illinoinensis, 1310 nucleotides long. RefSeq names its product syntaxin-22-like. Gene Ontology annotation, molecular function: SNARE binding; SNAP receptor activity. Bases 55 to 876 code for a protein of 273 amino acids. The record is from RefSeq and is a predicted model, not a curated record. The transcript is spliced from 7 exons. Gene Ontology annotation, biological process: vesicle-mediated transport; intracellular protein transport; vesicle fusion. Gene Ontology annotation, cellular component: SNARE complex; membrane; endomembrane system. Lineage: Eukaryota; Viridiplantae; Streptophyta; Magnoliopsida; Fagales; Juglandaceae.